GUAUUCGUUACAGUUUGGAUGUUAGUGUGGAUGAAGUGAAAGCCUUAGCAUCUCUAAUGACAUACAAAUGUGCUGUGGUUGAUGUGCCAUUUGGUGGGGCAAAGGCUGGUGUCAAGAUCAAUCCCAAGAACUACACAGACAAUGAAUUGGAGAAGAUCACAAGGAGGUUUACCAUGGAACUGGCAAAAAAGGGCUUUAUUGGACCUGGUGUUGAUGUGCCUGCUCCUGAUAUGAGCACAGGGGAGAGGGAGAUGUCCUGGAUUGCUGACACCUAUGCCAGUACCAUAGGACACUACGAUAUUAAUGCACAUGCAUGUGUAACUGGUAAACCCAUCAGCCAGGGUGGGAUCCAUGGACGUAUAUCUGCAACUGGUCGUGGUCUCUUCCAUGGAAUUGAAAAUUUCAUCAAUGAAGCAUCAUAUAUGAGUAUAUUAGGAAUGACUCCUGGAUUUGGAGAUAAAACAUUUGCUGUUCAGGGAUUUGGUAACGUGGGCUUGCAUUCUAUGAGAUACUUGCAUCGCUUUGGAGCAAAAUGCGUUGCUGUGGGAGAAUUUAAUGGUUCUAUCUGGAAUCCUGAUGGGAUUGACCCAAAGGAACUAGAAGAUUACAAAUUGCAACAUGGGACAAUCAUGGGCUUCCCUAAAGCACAGACACUUGAGGGCAGUAUUCUGGAAACAGACUGUGACAUUCUCAUCCCUGCUGCCAGUGAGAAGCAGUUGACUAAGGCCAAUGCUCACAAGGUUAAAGCAAAAAUUAUUGCUGAGGGUGCCAAUGGGCCUACAACUCCUGAAGCUGACAAAAUCUUCUUGGAGCGGAAUAUCAUGGUUAUACCUGAUCUUUACCUGAAUGCUGGUGGUGUAACAGUAUCCUAUUUUGAAUGGCUGAAAAACUUGAACCACGUCAGUUACGGACGCUUGACCUUUAAAUAUGAAAGGGAUUCAAACUACCACUUGCUCAUGUCUGUUCAGGAAAGCUUGGAAAGAAAAUUUGGGAAACAUGGUGGAACUAUUCCAGUUGUGCCUACAGCAGAAUUCCAAGAUAGGAUAUCAGGUGCGUCCGAGAAGGACAUCGUCCACUCCGGGCUGGCUUACACAAUGGAGCGUUCUGCCCGGCAAAUCAUGCGUACAGCCAUGAAGUACAACCUGGGUCUGGACCUGAGAACAGCUGCCUACGUCAAUGCCAUUGAGAAGGUCUUCAAAGUGUACAACGAGGCUGGUCUGACCUUCACAUAAACAGACCUUACUGCUCCUUUCUGUAUCCCACCCCUCUCGCUGUUCAUGUACCCUCUUCUUCAGAAAGCUUAUCACAAGUUUACAUGUAACCACAAAAUCUUCUUUUCUUCUGACAUUAUAGUGGAUUCUAUUCUCAAUUAGUUUCAAUCCAAACUAGUCUUUUUUACAAUAAAAAAAAAAAAAAUCUAUGGAUUAGGAAAUUGUAUACAAGUAUGUAUCUGAAGAUAACAGCUCAUCUGCACUUGUGGGGGCCAUUCUGGGUAUUUUGCCUACAAAACAAAAUGGUACAUUUUAUGUAUGAAAGAGUGGUCUUGCCACCCAAGCCACUACUCAGACUUUUAGAUCAGAUACUGUACUAGGUGAGCACUUUGCUCAUUAAUACUUCAUGCACUUUUGUUUAAUGACAUAAUCUGGGCUUCGGCACUUUGAGUAAGGCCUUGUGUGAUCAAUGCUGUGGCAUUGGCAAAGGAAGAAUAGGCCUCCAGCAGGGAUUCACUUUGAUAGGAGUCUAAUUUUUAUUUGUAGUAAAGCUUCAGGCCUGAUUCUCUUUAGGCAAUGGUUUUUUUCUUUAAUUGUUCUGCUGUUAAAGGACUGCCUUUUAUUGCUUCUUCAGGCUAGCUUGACUAUCACCAUGAAGUAUGUAGAGGUGACAGACUAAUAUUUUUAUAAGCUGAAACUAUUGAGCAACUCCAGUUAUGUUUUUAAUCAAGUACCUACAUAACUAUCUGACUAUAGGUUUUCUUUUUUUAAAAAAAGGGAGAGUCUAAAACUUGGUAAGUAAUCAUACUUAGGGGUUUUGGAGUUCUUUUUCAAUCUUUUCCUUUCAGAGGCUUUCUGAAAAUUCUGAAACUGCCUCAGUGAACAACGAAAGUGAAACUGAACCCAGAGAUCACUGGCCAAGCUACAGAGGAGCUAGAAUGCUGCUAUAAACUUAAUCCAUUGUCUUAACACACACAGCCUUUUUUUUCUGUCAUCAGGAGGUCUUGAAAGUUUUGAAUAUAUUAGACAACAAAACAGACCUCAACACAACAUUGGAUCAAGCACAGUUUUUGAAGUGUAAGGCUUUUGUCUCAUGGAGUCCCCUUGAAGUGCCAGAUGUUAUUUAUGUAAUGAAUAUAAAUGUUUUUUUUAAAAAAUACAACUAGUUCCUCCCAGAAACUCAUGCUUUUUUUCUAACUUCUUUGUAACUGCAUGACAUAAACUGGAGAGAAGAGCAGUUAUUAAAAAACUUGACCUUUUCAAACC
Merops nubicus (carmine bee-eater) is the source of this 2477-nucleotide messenger RNA. Its product is annotated as glutamate dehydrogenase 1, mitochondrial. The annotation marks the transcript as partial. NCBI's taxonomy places the organism in Eukaryota, Metazoa, Chordata, Aves, Coraciiformes, Meropidae. Gene Ontology annotation, biological process: L-glutamate catabolic process. Gene Ontology annotation, molecular function: L-glutamate dehydrogenase (NAD+) activity. The transcript is spliced from 12 exons. The record is from RefSeq and is a predicted model, not a curated record. Gene Ontology annotation, cellular component: mitochondrion.